Messenger RNA from Cheilinus undulatus (humphead wrasse), 1839 nucleotides. RefSeq names its product ring finger protein 217 (gene rnf217). Gene Ontology annotation, cellular component: ubiquitin ligase complex; cytoplasm. The coding region runs from base 80 to 1801 and encodes 573 amino acids. Gene Ontology annotation, molecular function: ubiquitin protein ligase activity; ubiquitin conjugating enzyme binding; zinc ion binding. The record is from RefSeq and is a predicted model, not a curated record. Gene Ontology annotation, biological process: positive regulation of proteasomal ubiquitin-dependent protein catabolic process; protein polyubiquitination; ubiquitin-dependent protein catabolic process. The transcript is spliced from 7 exons. NCBI's taxonomy places the organism in Eukaryota, Metazoa, Chordata, Actinopteri, Labriformes, Labridae.
UUGUUUUGGUAGUAGGAGUUGGAUAAGAGACGAACAGGCAAGGCUCAGGGGUCCGUGCGGGCGAGGACCCGCUCACUAAAUGGGGAGAGCCAUAUCGGGGAUGGAUGAUGACGGACCGAUAGCUGACGUUUGUAAAAUGCCGAGUUUCAUCGGCAGCUUCGAGGAGGGGAGGGUGAAAUUGUCCCGCAACCUGCCGACGGAAACUUCCUUCACUGACGGCAAAGUUGAACGGCCGGUCAGAGAUUUGAGCCGUGGUGUCAGCAGGUCAAACUCCCGGGUGUCUCUGGACGGAGGUGAGGGGCGCGCGGAGGAGAGGAGCGGUGAGGAUGAGAAGGAUGCGAAGGGCAACAACAACAACAACUGCAACGGCGGAGGAGGAGAGAGGAGGAGGGCGAGCGCUGUCGAGAUUUUGAGGAGGAAUUUCGGGGUUUCUAAAUCUCCCUCUUUUCGUCUAAACACAAACAGUCGGAUGCAGCGCGGCGCCGAGAAUGACGAUCCAGAAGGAGGCGUUAAUACAGACGUUAAAAACGGUUAUGAAAGCGAAUGUAACGGCUGUAAAAAGUCGGCGUUUGAAACGGGCGGCGCUGGGACAGAAAACGAGCCAACCCUGAGUGACUUGACGACUGUGGACGUGCAAGGAGUUGAAUUUGUUUCUGGUACAGAUCAGUACAGGCACAGCGAAAGAAGCACGGUCAAUGUAAAUGAUUCGUAUAAUGACAAAGAACACAUCUACUGCACUGUUUAUUGUAUCGCUGAUGACAAACACCGGAGAGACGUUGAAAUCACGGACGAUGAAACAGUCACAUCUGAUGCACCAGAAACAGACUCAGAUACAGGACAGGGCAUGGGCUCAAAUACCGAACCGGUGCUAUACACAGUGGACGACCUGGUGGAUCCAUUCGGGGAUAUUGCCCACCACCGUCUGUCUACGGUGGUGGCCGGUACAGAGGCCACAUUGCAGAGCUGCCGGGUGUGCCUGGAAGGUAAAUCCAUCGCACCCAUGCCCUGCUGCAGGAAGGCCGUAUGUGAUGAGUGUCUGAAGCUCUACGUCAGCUCCCAGGUGCGAAUAGCCAAAUCAUACAUCAGCUGUCCAAUCCCAGAGUGCAGCGGCUACCUGGAGGAGGGAGUGGUGGUUUCUCAUUUAACCCCUGAAGAUCUAGCAAAGUAUCGAUACUUUUUGGAGCUGAGUCAGCUGGACUCCAGCACCAAACCCUGCCCCCAGUGCAGCCAGUUCACCUCUCUGAAGGAACACAGCCACAACCGCUCAGAGCACAAGUACAAGAUCCAGUGUAGCAAUUGCCAGUUUGUGUGGUGCUUUAAGUGCCAUGCACCCUGGCAUAAUGGGUUAAAAUGCCGCGAGUACAGGAAAGGAGACAAGCUGCUACGAAACUGGGCGAGUGUGAUAGAGCAUGGACAAAGAAAUGCUCAGAAAUGUCCACAGUGCAAGAUCCAUAUCCAGCGUACAGAGGGAUGUGACCAUAUGACAUGCGCACAGUGCAACACUAACUUUUGUUACCGCUGUGGAGAGCGCUACAGACACCUAAGAUUUUUUGGUGACCAUACAUCCAACCUCAGUGUGUUUGGAUGCAAGUUCCGCUAUCUACCUGAUAAACCUCAUCUGAGACGCCUAAUAAGAGGAUCUGUAUGCGCCACUAAGGUGCUGAUAGCUCCAGUGGUCAUCCUGCUGGUCGUGGUGCUCGGAGCGCUCGCACUGGUCAUAGGUUUGGUUGUUUUUCCGGUCUACUAUGUGUGUAAGAGACGGAAGAAGCAGCGCACUCAGGGCUCAGGGCGCUGGAUCUGAAACCUGCCCUGCACUUAACACACAAACACACACAGCUG